Molecule: messenger RNA, 1398 nt
Organism: Trichoplax adhaerens
Lineage: Eukaryota; Metazoa; Placozoa; Uniplacotomia; Trichoplacea; Trichoplacidae
Exons: 14
Coding region: 1-1398 (465 amino acids)
Biological process (GO): protein folding; response to endoplasmic reticulum stress
Cellular component (GO): endoplasmic reticulum
Molecular function (GO): protein disulfide isomerase activity
Source: RefSeq, a predicted model, not a curated record
AUGUUACGUUUUAUAACUCUGGCGUGCCUUGUAUUCGUUACUCUGGCAGCAGCCAGUGAUGUUAUUGAAUUAAAGACAAGCAAUUUUAACUCUGUGAUUGCUCAACAAGAUAUCACUCUGGUCGAAUUUUAUGCUCCAUGGUGCGGCCAUUGUAAGAAUCUUGCUCCUCAGUAUGAAAGUGCUGCUACAGAAUUAAAGAGGAAUGAUCCUCCGGUACCUUUGGCUAAGGUUGAUUGUACCGCUGAAAGUGAUCUAUGUGGCAAAUAUGGAGUUAGCGGGUAUCCAACUUUGAAAAUCUUUCGCAAUGGAGCCCUAUCAGCCGAUUAUAACGGCCCAAGAGAAGCAAAGGGAAUUAUUUCAUAUAUGCAAAAGCAGGCAGGACCCAGCUCCAAAUGUUUUUUCGCUCAAGAAGAUGAUCUUUCCAAGGCUUUCUUAAAGUCUGCAAAUAGUAUGCGUGAUACCCAUCGUUUUGCACAUACUUCGGAAACUGAAUUGAUGGAUAAAUACGGCUACAGAAGCGCUGUAGUUCUCUUCCGUUCUCCAUUGUUAAAGUCUAAAUUUGAAGAACAAAGGGUGAAAUACAGUGGAGCAGCGAGUGUUGAUGAUUUGAAAGAUUUUUAUCGAAAGAAUAGCUUAGGGUUAGCUGGGGUAAUGACUGACAAUAAUAAAGACCAAUUUGAAAAGCCCCUUGUUAUCGCAUUCUAUGACGUAGAUUACGUAAAAAAUCCUAAAGGUACAAAUUACUACAGAAAUAGGAUCAUGAAAAUUGCUAAAGAAAUGUCCGCAGGGGGAGUUAAGCUAAACUAUGCUAUUGCCAAUAAGGAUGAAUUUCCGCAAGAUAUCGAACAAUUCGGUGCUUCCUCAAGUGAUGAUAUGGUAAUUGGUGUUAGAGACGAAAGUGGAAAAAAGUUUGCUAUGUCAGAUUCAUUCUCCAUGGAAAACUUUAAGGAAUUUUUAACAAAAUAUUCAAAUGGCGAAUUGAAACCAUACUUAAAAUCAGAGCCAGUACCUGCUUCCAAUGACGGCCCAGUUAAGGUAGUGGUGGCGUCAAACUUUGAUGAAAUUGUUAACGACCCAAACAAAGAUGUUUUGAUUGAAUUUUACGCUCCUUGGUGUGGUCACUGCAAAACUCUUGCACCAAAAUACGAAGAACUUGGCAAAAAGCUUUCUGGAAACGAUCAUAUCGUAAUUGCUAAAAUGGAUGCUACUGCUAAUGAUGUUCCAUCAUCGUACGAUGUCCAGGGAUUUCCAACUAUUUACUGGGCUCCAGCCAAUAAUAAAAAAUCUCCCGCUCGUUAUGAGGGUGGACGUGAAGUUUCCGAUUUCGUUGACUACAUUAAGCAACGAUCUACAUCUACUGUGAAGCUUGGCAAGAAAAAGAAGAAGUCAGAAUUAUAA